Clarias gariepinus (North African catfish) is the source of this 1250-nucleotide messenger RNA. RefSeq names its product serine/threonine kinase 19 (gene whr1). The transcript is spliced from 6 exons. The coding region runs from base 177 to 953 and encodes 258 amino acids. Gene Ontology annotation, molecular function: protein serine/threonine kinase activity. The record is from RefSeq and is a predicted model, not a curated record. Gene Ontology annotation, biological process: protein phosphorylation; positive regulation of Ras protein signal transduction. NCBI's taxonomy places the organism in Eukaryota, Metazoa, Chordata, Actinopteri, Siluriformes, Clariidae.
ACACCGUAAACAAGGCAGUAAUGUGUUGCCCACGUCACAUCUGGAGAUUUAUUUUGAUGUAGAAUAUCGUGAUUUCCUUCCUUCUUUAAACAUAACAUGUUCUCUUCUACAAACAGGAAGUAGGUGUUCACAAGCUUGUUUGUAGUUAUAUUCAAUCAUUUACCCCCACUGAAGCUAUGAACAGAAAAAGGUCGUUAAUUUCGGAGACAUUUGGUGUAAAGAAGAGGAGAUUUGGAGCUGACAGUCUCGUCGGAAAUCCUAAAGCUGAAGAUGAUCAAGAGGGACCUCAAGAUGUUAAAGCCACCAUGAAGUACUUAAUGACGCUUUUUCCAAGGAAGUUGUUUGACGACAGUCUGCCCCUGAUUGUCUACAAGCACCAGCUGUACAGUUUACUCAGCGACAAGACUCUUGUGGACAAGCAGCUGAAUGAGUUAAGGGACAAGGGAGAACUGCUUAUGUUCCAACUGGGUUUCGACACGGACACAUUCGCCGUUGUGUUUACUGAAGACUACAGAGACAAGGUUCUGGCAGGACAGAAUGGAAAAGACACUCGUGUAACGGUCGAGAAGUUUCUGGACAAAGUGCUGCCUAAUUGCUCAGGACUAAGUUUCAGCAAAAGUCAGAUGCUCAAGGAGUUUCUUUUCACGGAUUCUGAGAUAACGCAGCUUGUGAAGUCAGGAGUGUUGACAGUGAGAGAUGCAGGAAGCUGGUGGCUUUCCAUUCCAAACUCUGGGCGAUUUACCAAGUACUUUAUUCAGGGACGCAAAGCUGUACUCGGCAUGGUUAAGAAAUCAAAAUACAAUGAAAUCCUUAAGGCUGAUUUGGAAGAACGUCGUGCCAAAUCACAAGUCAAAUUCAAUAUAAAGUACCACAUUCAUGACAUAAUUGGUGCAGAACUCGUAGAAUGCAUUCAGACCACGUCAGGGACUUUGUUACGAUUUGUGGACACUUAAGAUAUCUUCAGCUCUGAGAACUGAGAAGCUUGUGACAUUUCAUUUCAGGCUAUACACAGAAUUUUUCUAUUUUUUUUAAAGGGCGAUGUUAAAAGAAAAAAAUAAGAUGGUAACCUGCAUCUAAGCAGGUCUGCAUUGAAGGGUCUAUUUAAUGGCCCACAGUUCACUGAAAUGCUUUAUUUGCUUCCAGUGAGAAGCAUUAUUGUGUGUAGCCUUAAAUUCAGUAACAUAUUUUUAGUUUUUUGCACAAAUGUUUGUAUUUGUGACCUGAUGAAAAUAAAUUAUAUAUAUAUUCAA